Messenger RNA from Gilbertella persicaria, 665 nucleotides. RefSeq lists its product as uncharacterized. Bases 37 to 573 code for a protein of 178 amino acids. The transcript is spliced from 3 exons. NCBI's taxonomy places the organism in Eukaryota, Fungi, Mucoromycota, Mucoromycetes, Mucorales, Choanephoraceae. The record is from RefSeq and is a predicted model, not a curated record.
UUUUUUUCUUUUUUUAUUAUUAUUAUUAAAUAAAUUAUGCAACUGCUAUUGUUAUUGUUAUGGAUAGCAUGUAUACAGGCUAAUACAGAAAAAGCCAUUCUUCAUGUCAACCAAGUUCCAUCCAUACCAUGUCAGUCUAACUCACAUGUGUUAUUAUCUCCACCUUUUACGCAAAUACAACAGAGUUUGAUUCCUUCAUCAAAAGCGAUUUAUGUACUUGAUCAUCUAGAGUAUGGAUCAAAGUAUGAGAUUAGAAUAUCUUAUCCUGCUAUUACACCUGCUGAUUUUGAUAUUCACAUACUGAAUGGCUGUCAACAACAAGAUGGCAUAGCCUAUCUCAUCCAAAUAUCAGCCAAUUAUACAGGCAUAUCUACCUUGCAAGGAAUAGCAUCACAUCCAAUUACAUUCCACCUUGUUUUAGAGACACUCUAUCUUGGCUUCUUAUUUUAUCAGGUCUAUCGAAUCGUCAUGACUAUUCUAUUCAUGUUGUUGAUUGGUUAUUUUAUCUUACCUUUCAUUCGACAACGCAUUGUGAAGAUAGUAAAAGAUGAUGCAUUCACAAAGCAAAGCUAAGUCGAUAUGUCACAUGAUCUUGAUCCAAUCAUCCAUACAAUGUCUUACCGCAUAAAAAAAUAAAAAAAGGCGAAAAUUAAUUUACCCGUUUC